Messenger RNA from Pieris macdunnoughi, 990 nucleotides. Lineage: Eukaryota; Metazoa; Arthropoda; Insecta; Lepidoptera; Pieridae. The record is from the annotation of a GenBank genome assembly.
AUGGAAAUUGCCAGUGCAAAGGCACGUCACCAUAGAGUGGUGUUGUGUGUACUUGGAGCUAGCAAUUUGGCAUCACUUUUGGCCGCGCUUCACCUAGUUAUUCACCUUAAUCCAGAAGAUAAAAUUUCAAUAAAACGCGGAACAGCGCUCACAUUGUUGGGCUUCGUCUAUUUUAUGACACUGUUCGAACUAUUCAACGUAGCGGCUCUCUUCACUAGUCUCGGAGCGAGGUUUAGACACAAGUUCAGAUUGAGUUCGGGCGAUGUACUCGAUAUUACAAACAAAUUAGUAUCAGCUGUGCAAGCAGCGUUUUCUUGUGCGACCGGCGUGGUAGUUUGUCUCUGGUCUUGUACAAGAGAUCUGAUGCGGUCCUCACAUUACAUUUCCGAAGCCUACGCGUGGUUCGGUGCGGCCUAUUUCUUUUAUGACAUAUGGUCUAUGUACAUGGUACAUGUACACAUGACCACCAACUCAAACAGCACUCAAUCUACGAAGAAGUCCCUUCCAUCUGGUGACGCGUUGGAGUCUCCAAAGAAACCCUCAUUUUUUGCCUACUGCAAACAUGAGCCAGUGAUUCUGAUGCACCAUCUGUUCAUUGGUGCCUUCGGAUUUCUAGUCAUUGUCUACUUUCGCGGUGGGCUGGGCGAUUGUGUAUUCGGAUUUGUCUACCUCAUGGAGCUAUCCACUCCAUUCGUUUCGCUUCGAGGCAUUCUCUCCCGUCUUCAACUCAAGAAGUCUCCAGUUUACGUGUACAAUGGACUGGCGAUGUUGGCCACCUUUCUGGUGUGUCGUGUACUGAGUCUACCGUAUGUGUGCCUGCUCUACAGUCGAGCUGCUAGUAUGACGUAUUUUGAGGCUAUAAAAUCCCUACCCACGGGUUGUAAGGUAUCCAUCUGCAUCUUACUCUUACCCCAGAUUUAUUGGUUCUACCUCAUGUCAGCUGGAGCUCUGAAACUCUUCUUCCAACGAGUCCCCGUUAAACGUAGUUGA